This is a messenger RNA of Hyaena hyaena (striped hyena), 1482 nucleotides long. RefSeq names its product nascent polypeptide-associated complex subunit alpha, muscle-specific form-like. The transcript has 2 exons. The coding region runs from base 1 to 1188 and encodes 395 amino acids. The record is from RefSeq and is a predicted model, not a curated record. NCBI's taxonomy places the organism in Eukaryota, Metazoa, Chordata, Mammalia, Carnivora, Hyaenidae.
AUGAUGAAGUCUGGGCCGAAACAACAGCGAUGGCCACAGAAAGAGAUGAAUUCACAAGAUGCUCCAGGGGCAGAGGAAUUGACAGAAUCUAGCAACCAACUUCAGAAUCAGAGAGAAAAGGUCCAGGCUGCCAGCAUGCAUGACUACGUUGCAACCAUCUGCCCACCUCUCUGGCUUACCGACAGGGAUUUUGCAGGCACACGACAGAGAAAAGGAGAUGAGCCGGGGACUCGAGGCCCGAAGGAGAGGCGGGCGGCGCGAUGCCGCUCCCCGCGAGCUCCGGAUCCCCGGGCGGCUGGCGGGGAGGCGAGGCUUGGCCGGCCCGCCGCGCUCAGGCGGCGGAGGGCAGCGAGGUCAGCCCGGGAAGGGCCGACCGCCCCCACGCCCCCCGGGGAGGGAGGGACCCCGUUCGGCCGGCCGGGACUGCGGAUGCCCAUUCAACCCCAAGCCCGUCCGGCGGCCGCCACCCCUUCGGCCCGCCGCGGCGUCCCGGCCUCCCGCCGCCGGCCAGCCCGCCGCCCCGCCGCCGCCUCCGGGAGGCUGGGGAAGGACGAGGCGCAGGGGCGGCCAGUGCCGCGCCUCCCGGGCGCGCGGCAAAGGCUGCAGGGCGGCCCGAGGGACGCGCGCCGGCCCGAGGGACGGGCGCCCCGGGCGGCCAUCGCGCCGACCCCCGCGCAGACCCCCGCCCCCGCCGCCUCCCCGUCCAGGCCGCCGCCGUCCAGCCAGCUCCUCACCUCAUCUCCAGGCGGGUCCGCGCUGCCGCCCCAGGGACAAAUCAGUGCAGCUCCCUCGCGGCGGAGAGGGACGCAGGAGCCGCAGCCCGGCACACCAUCCCCGCCCGCCUGCCCGCCUCUCCGCGCGUCCCGGAGCCCGCUCGGGAUUCUCCCUCGCGAGCCGCCGUACUACGGAGCAACCAAGCUGCGCUCCCUCCCCGCUCCUCCGCUCUUCUCUACCUCCUUCUUUCCCUCCCUCGCUCCCUCGCUCCCACCUAUCUCCUCAUCUCCCUGGGUUGCCUCUCCCGCCCCCAUCCACCUCUCCAUCCCCGCCCACAGAGGGGUGGGAACCAACAGUCCGCCAAUCCGAAGAAGGGGCCCGCACCUCCUUACCGCCCCCUACCGCUAUCCCCGCCCACCACAAGAACGGGAACGGCCGGCUGUAAAAAAAAAAAAAAGGAAGAAGACGGAGUGACAGCCAAAUCAACCAAUCAUCAGGCGCAAAGGAGGCGGGGAUUAGGACUCCCUCUUCUCCCUGCCCUCUUCCCAGAAGGCGUAACCCGAGGCUUUUGGUCAGGGAUUUCCCUGACGGGGUUUAUGGAGGUUUUGUUCCAAGGUGUUGGUGCAUCUCUCCGUUGUCGUGAGAGGCAAUAGUUAGGAUGCACUCAACUAAAUUAGUUACAAGAGGUUUUAAAGGAGAGAACAACGCGGAGGCGAAAAAGAGGCGGGCCACACUCCAAGGAAGGUGGUAGGGAAAACGGUUGGAAUG